AUGAACAUUUUAAAUCACAAUGAUAUUAAUAUACUGGAUCUACCAGAUGAAAUGUUACUUACCAUUUUCAAUAAACUGAAUACGAUUGAUAUGCUCUAUUCAUUGGUAGAUGUAAAUCAGCAAUUUGAUCGAUUAGCACUUGAUUCUCGCGUUAUUGAUCAUCUCAAUUUUGUGAUUAAACGAGAUGAUAUUCAUAGUUCUUCAGUAGAGAUUGAUAUUCUUUCACGAAUUUGUUCGAAAAUCUUACCUCGAAUUAAUGAGAAAAUAAUCAAACUCAUUCUUGAAUCACAUUCUAUGGAACGUAUUAUUAAUGCUAUUGAUUAUCCUCGACUCCAUUCAUUAUCAUUAGUCAAUUAUCAACCGAAAAUACUUUUACGGCAUUUAUCAGAUAAUACAAAAAAGCUUCUCAAAUUAAAACAUUUCUCAUUAGCAACAGAUUUUUAUACAAGUUGUUAUGAUACAGAAGUUGUUCCAUUACUUCGUCGAAUGUUAAAUCUUGAAGAAUUAACAUUAUUUCUUUCAGUAGUAAGAAGUAAAUCGACUUAUAUUGAUGGUAAUCAAUUAUAUGAUAAAGUUCUUAAUUAUAUGUCACAACUAAAUAAAUUUAUCUUCAAUAUACACACUCGCAUUAUGAACGAUUUUAUUAUCAACAAUAAUAUUAAAAUUGAUCUUCCAUCGAAUGAUGAUAUUCGAAAUAGUUUCAUUAAAAGAGGAUUCAAAUCAAUUGAUACAUGUGCCGAUGAUAAACUUAUCAAUAAUAGAGGCAAUUGUCAUGUUUAUUCUCUUCCAUAUCAAUUCAACGAAUUCUUGUUUAUGAAUAGUUGUUUUCAAGGUGGAAAAUUCGAUAAAGUUCGAUUGUUAACAAUGUUUGAUAUACGUCCAUUUGAACAUGAAUUAUUCAAAAUCAUCUCUCAAGACUUUCCUUUUCUUCAACAAUUACAUAUAUGUAAUAAUCAUCGGCAAAUAAAUGAGCACCAUCAUUCAUCUACAUUGAUUACAUUUAAUUAUCUGUUUAAACUCCAUCUUUACGCUGUACACAAGGACUACGUUAUACAGUUUCUUUCGGAUAAAAACACUCGUUUACCUUGUUUAACAAAUCUCAUAAUUGAGUAUAAAACAUUAGUAGCUGUAACAAAUAAUUUUACCAAUGAUGCAACACGUCUCAAUUGUUCUAAAAUUAAAUAUCUAGUUACAUAUGAACCGUUUGUUCGUUCACAAAAUUUUGUUGCAUAUUUUCCGUCUCUGUAA
Messenger RNA from Rotaria sordida, 1248 nucleotides. The record is from the annotation of a GenBank genome assembly. NCBI's taxonomy places the organism in Eukaryota, Metazoa, Rotifera, Eurotatoria, Philodinida, Philodinidae.